Pleuronectes platessa (European plaice) is the source of this 3698-nucleotide messenger RNA. It is a transcript of the gene p2ry4, whose product is annotated as pyrimidinergic receptor P2Y4. Gene Ontology annotation, cellular component: plasma membrane. Gene Ontology annotation, molecular function: G protein-coupled purinergic nucleotide receptor activity; G protein-coupled UTP receptor activity. Gene Ontology annotation, biological process: transepithelial chloride transport; G protein-coupled receptor signaling pathway. NCBI's taxonomy places the organism in Eukaryota, Metazoa, Chordata, Actinopteri, Pleuronectiformes, Pleuronectidae. The record is from RefSeq and is a predicted model, not a curated record. Bases 634 to 1710 code for a protein of 358 amino acids. The transcript is spliced from 2 exons.
UAGUCACAUUUAGCUUGUGUUUAAGUGCGUGUGCCUUAACACAACAUAAGCAGGCAGUUCAUGUUGUGGCUGCAGAGUGGGUGUGUUAACUGUUGCCUCAUUAAUCCUAGUGUUGCAGCAAUAGAAGCAGCUCAGCUUGUACAAGUCAAUAAGCAGAUAUUAGUGAGGAGGAUUUCUGUGGAAGGAAACAGUGACUCAAAUGUGAUCAUCUCCGAACGCUCCCUCAUAGAGCUGCACAAGAAUUGAAAGUACCUGUGGGGACUUUCUCUGGGCGGCCCUUCUGUCCACUCAGCUCUGUGACUUCCCAUUUCAUCCACGGACCGUGCGUAAACUCCUCUCCAUGUCUCCUGCGCACGGUGGCCACUGUGUGCAGCGCAGCCAUGGACACCUCUUCCACACGCACACUGCGUUUCUGAUGGUCUAACGUGUGUUCCGGCUGGACGUGCAGAGCCAGGGGGAAAGACGAAGGGAGCGAGAGGAGCUACUACUCGGAUCUGCGCUGAAAAGAGAAAGCGCCGGAAUAAGACUAUUUCCUUCUGUGGCACCGGAAUUAAAACCCGCUCCUGCUCUUUCUUUUUUUAAGUAUCCUGUCGGGAGGUUUGGAGUCUCCUGGCUCCACUGAGAGGUCACGACAUGGACGCACUCAACCAGUCGACCACGUUCACCUCGGUCUUCAACUCGAGCUGCCGCUUCGACGAGGAGUUCAAGUACAUCCUGCUGCCCGUGUCCUACAGCCUGGUGUUCGUGGUCGGCUUUGUGCUCAACGCUGCUGCCUUGUGGAUGUUCCUGCAGAUGCGUCCGUGGAACCCCAGCACGGUGUUCAUGUUCCACCUCGCCCUGUCCGACUUCCUGUACGUCCUCUCCCUGCCCACCCUCAUCUACUACUACGCCAACCGCAGCCACUGGCCCUUCGGGCUGGCCGCCUGCAAAAUAGUGCGCUUCCUCUUCUACGCCAACCUCUACAGCAGCAUCCUCUUCCUCACGUGCAUCAGCGUACACCGGUACUUGGGCAUCUGCCACCCCAUCAAGGCCAUGACGCUGGUGAAGUCCCGGCACGCCCACCUGGUGUGCGGGAUGGUGUGGUGCGUGGUGAGUGUGUGCUUGGUGCCCAACCUCAUUUUCGUCACCACGUCCAGGAGGGACAACGACACCCUGUGCCAUGACACCACCAGCCAGCAGGCCUUCGACGAGUAUGUGGACUACAGCUCUGUGGUCAUGGUGCUCCUGUUUUGCGUCCCGUUCAUGGUCAUAGUGGUGUGUUACUUCCUGAUGGCGCGGACCCUGUGCCGGCCCAGACGUGGAUUGUCCGGCGGCAAGCAAGGCAACGCCUCGCAUCAGAAAUCCAUCAAGCUCAUCGUGGUGGUGCUGGUGGUGUUCGCCGUGAGCUUCGUCCCGUUUCACAUCACGCGGACCCUCUACUACACCUCCCGCGUGCUGGAUCUGGACUGCAGGAUCCUCAACAUCGUCAACUUCACUUACAAGAUCACCCGGCCGCUGGCCAGUGUCAACAGCUGCAUUGACCCCAUCCUGUAUUUCCUGGCUGGGGAUCACUACCGCUCCAAAAUGAUGUCGGUCCUGACAGGAAAGAGACGGACGAUGAGCGGCCAAACCCCCGAACAGGCAGAGACGCAGCUGAACAGUAACCGGGGCGUUGCUCUGGCCUAUUGUAACUCAGCCCUUAAAGCGACAGGAGAGGGGCAGAGAUGUUGAUACAUCUUCAUUAAGGGGCAGCUGAGAGGUCUGGAACUAGUUUGCAGUCAAAUGUACUUUCAGUUUCUCUCCUGUAUAUUUCAGUUUUUGUGGUUAACGUGCAUGAUGACCACAUUUCACCUCCACUCAGCUUCUGUUAUGUUUUUAAAAGGAAGUUUAAAAGGAAGAGUAAACUCAUUUUGCAACAGACAGUAUUCAGACUGUCUAGUGUUUCUCUCUGUGGGGAAUGGUGCCUGUGGUGAAGAAAACUGGGGGAAUAGUAAAUUAAGCAGUUUUCAGACAUUCUUUUGGAAAACUUGCACAGAAUUGGGUCCAGAUUUUCUCCGGAGUUUGACUUUCACACAUGAACAACGCAACAGGAGACUCUCUGCUGAGACGUGUUUACAGCAACAUAUCAUCUCUGCAGCGUUCAGGUGAGGGCUGGUGCAGCAGGCAGAAUUAAAAUGUCUAGGUGUAUUGCACCAUUUUUUCUUGCAGAGAUAUUUCUUUUGUUUUUUCAACACGCUAACUCACUCGCUGUGAAUCCUACGGUGGAUCACCUGCUGUGUUCUGACAUUGAAACAUUCUCUGGAGAAAAUACCGCCCAUCUGUUCAAGGCCCUGAGAUUCAGUGCUUCUCUGAAAGCAGCGUGAGACAUGUGCCUUUAAGAAAAUCAGACGCCAGGACAAAGUUUGAUUGGACACACACUGAUCUUAAUAUUAAAAUCAAUAUUACGUGUGAUAAAAACUUUACAGAUGCUGGUUCUCUACUCAGAAAUUGAGGAAGUUAUGAGAAGACGAUCCUUCCUGUUUUUAUCAGCCGUGUCUGUGAGUUACCCAGAAACUGCAGCUCCAGCCAGAGCGGCUCCUCUUCCAGCUGUUUUUGUCCUUCAGCGUUCACAGCUGCUGCCUCUGCUCAACCGUGAAGAAAAGAAGCAGUGGGCCUGACCUGGAUAGGACAUAGCUUUUUUAUUUUUUUUAUUUUCAAACCACCCACGCCUCAUUAGAGGGAUACGGGAUUUUCCUUUCUCCCCCUUUCACCUUUGGGAUUGAUUCGUGGAAUUUAAAGGCCUUUUUUCUGAUAUCCGAACUCUAAACUGCUACUUGAUAGUUUUUGCAGGAUUGACAGUGAUUCACACGAGUUACUGAGGUUGUUGUCACAUGUCAUGAACUGAUUAUAGAGUGAAACUGUCUGUGAGAUCCUGGAAGUCUCAUGAUCACCCUCAAUAAAAGAGAAAUGGAUUUGUAUGAAUUACCGUGAAACAAAAUGCAUCAUUUCUCUAAACCGUACAUCUGUCAAGUGUCCACCUGCUGACACCUGAGCAGCUGCAGCACAGGAGGUGUUUUUUCAGGCGAAAGCGAAGUUAUACUCCUGGAGAUAAUCCUCAGGAUGAAUCAGACUUCAGAGUCCUGGCACAGACCUAUCUUGUUCAGGAUCAGGGUGUUGCCUAGAUAAAUACUGUAACCAUGAGGAAACUGUUUAACGUCAACCAGUUAAGGAGGAGGAACUUGUUGUAUUUCGCGGACAUCGCUAUAAAGUUUAAAUAUCGAUAGUAUUUCCGUAUUGUGUGAACCCCUCUCUAAUCUGUGCUCUGUAUCGGCUUGUUCAUUGCAGUGCUUCACAUCUGAACAGUUCCCAUACGAAUGUUCCUAGUGAAAUUCCUUUAGAGACGUUGGAUUUUGAAAUGAUCUUCUGGGUCUGAAAGUUGGGAUUGAACCCAGUGUGGUUGAGAUGUUUCAAUUGAAAUGAAUUCUCUUACUAUGGGUCAUCAGAAACAGAUGCUCAUCACAUCUCAUGCACAUCUCAUGAGUCUUUACAGUCAAGUUGUACUCGCUACUGUACAAAAUCUCUAAACUACUUUACUUAAGUAGAUUUAUUUACUAUCUAUUUGGGGUAGUUUUCACCUUUACCACAUCAGCAAAUACUUGUACUUUCUCCUACACUUCAUUUUUACUAUGCACUGUGUUACAUUUUUGAAACAUAAUCAAUAAAAGAGGGCAAUCGAUUAA